Molecule: messenger RNA, 2273 nt
Organism: Filobasidium floriforme
Lineage: Eukaryota; Fungi; Basidiomycota; Tremellomycetes; Filobasidiales; Filobasidiaceae
Product: X-Pro dipeptidyl-peptidase C-terminal non-catalytic domain-containing protein
Exons: 6
Coding region: 443-2233 (596 amino acids)
Molecular function (GO): dipeptidyl-peptidase activity
Source: RefSeq, a predicted model, not a curated record
AUCAAGCGAUUUCAAGCGACUCUCAUGCGAUCAUGCAUGAUCAUCAUAGAUGGAGCAAUCAUUCUCGAACCCAGACAGCAUCCUUUGCCUCUUCGGCCUGCGAAUGACGUUAGCACUCCGCAUUAGUAAAGAUCACAUGACUCCCUCUUCGUUCCAUCCUAACAACCCCAGCCACCUAGACCAAGCCACCGGAAAACUCGGAUUCAGGACGGCACAGGAGACUUGCCAUCUCUCCGGAUAGCUGUUCGGCGAUCGGCAUGGUCUCCACUGCUGUGUCGAAUAGCGCUGGCAUCAUUCAACUACAAGAGACGCAAUGGACAUGGUUUAUGACACUCGACAAUGGCAACGACUAGACUGAUCUUCUAUCACAGCUACAAGCUACAGACACACAUCUUUAACACCACGGUCACGAUCUUCGUUCACCUAUCAAAGCCAUCGCGUCAUGCCUGCUCCCUGCGAGAUUACCUUUAGGCCCAUCAGCAAGCCUACGAUCGGCAACAACAACUAUCAGGGGUUCAAGCCUGGCGAGUCGACCGUCUACAAAGCAGGUCAUAUCGGCCGAGGAUGGGACGACCUUCCUGCCAGACCUCUUACCUCGGACAUCAGAGUCGAUCAUGACGUUGAGCUCGUCGUCAGAGACGGAGCAAAACUGUAUGCCGACAUCUAUCGUCCCGAAGGAUCCAACGAAAAGGUCCCAAUCAUCAUCUCUUGGAGUGCUUAUGGCAAAAAGUACAACGGGCUCUCCAUGUUGCCGGUUUGUACUUGGAAAUGCGGCGUCGUUCCCAGCGACAUCUCCGGGUUGGAAAAGUUUGAAGGUCUAGACCCUGCUUACUGGUGUCCUCAGGGAUACGCUAUCGCCAGCGUCGACUGCAGGGGAGCUGGUCACUCUGAUGGCAAUGUCGAACUGCUUGGCGCUCAGGAUGCCGAAGAUGGACAUGAUGUCGUCGAGCUGUUGGCCAAGCUGCCUUACUGCAAUGGGAAUAUCGGAAUGGCCGGUAACUCUGCCCUGGCGAUCAGUCAAUACUUUAUCGCGGCUACUCAACCCCCCUCGCUCAAGGCUAUCGCUCCGUGGGAAGGUCUUGGUGACAUGUACCGAGAGCAGUUCAACCGAGGCGGAGUGUACAAUAUUUCCAACUUCAAUUUGAUUGCCAAACUCAUCAUCCAAGGAAGUGGCGGGGUAGAAGACUUUGAGAUCAUGUCUAAGAAAUACCCUUUGAUGGGUCCGUACUGGGAACAGAAAAGGGUCGACAUGAAGAAGAUCAAUAUUCCCACGUAUCUCAGCGGCUCGGACGUGUCGUCCUUGCAUACCAUGGGUACACUUCGAGCUUGGUUAGAGAUCGACACCGCUCACAAAUGGCUUCGGUGGUCUGGUUACCAAGAGUGGUUCGACCUUUGGGCCAUGCCCGAGACCCAGCACGACCUGCAAGGGUUCUUCGACAGGUUUUUGAAAGAGAAGGACAACGACUGGGCCGAGACCACCCCACGAGUCCGCAUGACAGCUUUGCAAUUCGGCGACAAGGAUCCCAUUGAAGAUAUCGAGGUUGAGGACUGGCCUCUGCCUUCUACGAAAUACAUCGAGGCGCAUCUCGCCGAAGAUGGAAAGGUGCAACUCGACAGUCCCGUCAAACAGAGCGCUCAGGUCACGUACGAUACCCGCGAAUCCGACAGUGGCGUGACCUUCAAGCACACUUUCAAGGAGAGGUCGCGAAUCAUGGGGCUGCCCAAAGCCCACCUCUUCAUGUCGUGUCCGGAUUAUGACGACCUUAGCAUCUUCAUCAGCUUGCAGAAGCUUGAUGCAAACGGCGACUUCAUCAAGCACGUUCAGGUGCCCAUCGAACGACGAUGGAUCAAGAACUACAAGGACAUUCCGGCAAAGGAUCACGCUGCUACUCUUAUGCACCCCGGUUCGCUGGGCGUGUUGAAGGCGUCGCAUCGAGCGAUCGACCGUGAAAAGUCGAUUCACCCUCAGUUCCCCUUCCACCCCCAUACCAAGGAGGAAAAGAUCCCCAAGGGCGACAUCGUUGAGCUCGAAAUCGGAAUCUGGCACAUGGGCGUCGACUUUGAAGCCGGAGAGUCUCUUCAAAUCCACAUUAGCGGGAACAACCCCAACUACCCCGAACUUAAAAACUUUGAUGGCAAGGCUGUUGAGAACAUCAACAAUUACGGAACGCACAUCUUGCACUUUGGAGGCGAACACCCCUCACGAGUAAUCAUUCCCUUUGUACCUCUCUAAAUCGUAGUAAUAUCGUAAAAGUGUGGAUGACAUGUCAAAU